This is a messenger RNA of Penicillium arizonense, 891 nucleotides long. RefSeq names its product aldo/keto reductase. The record is from RefSeq and is a predicted model, not a curated record. NCBI's taxonomy places the organism in Eukaryota, Fungi, Ascomycota, Eurotiomycetes, Eurotiales, Aspergillaceae. The transcript has 3 exons. Bases 1 to 891 code for a protein of 296 amino acids. Gene Ontology annotation, molecular function: oxidoreductase activity, acting on NAD(P)H as acceptor.
AUGGCAGGCACUAUUGAGAUUAUUCCCACAUCAGAGCUCAAUGACGGUACCUCGGUUCCCGUCCUUGGAUAUGGCACCGGCACCGCCUGGUAUAAGACGUCGAGAGACAGUGGUACCAACCGUGACUUGGUCGAUUCAAUCAAGGCGGCAAUCAAACUAGGAUACCACCACCUCGACGGAGCUGAAGUCUACAAGACCGAGGAGGAACUCGGAUUGGCAAUUAAAGAGAGCGGUGUCCCUAGAGAGAAACUCAUCGUGACGACCAAAGUCAUUACCAAUAUCGCUGAUAUUCCUCGGGCCAUUGACACCAGUCUACAAAAGCUCCAACUUGAUUACGUGGACCUGUACUUAAUCCAUGCUCCGUUCUUUGCAAUUACCGAGGCCCAACUCCAGGCUGCCUGGGCUGCCAUGGAACAAGUCAAGGAAUCUGGAAAGGCUCGCUCCAUUGGCGUAUCGAAUUUCCUGCAGAGUCAUUUGGAAACCAUACUCAAGACUGCCAAAACUGUGCCAUCUGUGAACCAGAUCGAGUUCCACCCGUACCUCCAGCAUGGAAAUCUGGUUUCUUUUCACGAGAGCAAAGGCAUCAAGACUGUCAGUUACUCUGGCCUGACACCGACUACUCGUGCUAAAGGUGGGCCUCUGGACCCUCUGCUUACCUCCUUGGCGACCAAGUAUGCCGUCAGUGAGGCAGAAGUCUUGCUGCGCUGGACUAUUGACCGUGGCUGUGUAGCCAUUACAACCAGUGGCAAAGAGUCGCGCAUGAGCAGCUAUCUCCGUGCGCUGACGUUCAAGCUAACACCUCAGGAGGUCGAAGAGAUCUCGAAGAUUGGCGAGCAGAAACAUUACCGAGCAUUCUGGCGGGAGAAAUAUGCGGAAGAUGAUCGAUCAUAG